AUUUUAACUAUUGAACGUGACAAGUGCAUUAAUCUGAUAAUUUAUAAAUUUUCUGGUUUUUUUCUUAAGUUCUUAGUGUUUAAUAAAUUUAUAUGUCAAGCCUAAUAUGUUACCUUGAAAGAUAAUUAUAGUAAAUAUCUUGAUGUGUAUUUGUGUCACGGGUAAACCAUACAAACUCUUCUUACGAUGUAUUGCUAAUUUUUAUUAGUUUAAAGUUAAUUUAAGAAGAACUUUAAAGAUACCAACCAUAUUUGUUUAAUAAAAUACGAUGUCUACUAAGACUGUAAAAGUUUUGGAGGAAGAAGAAGAACCAGGAAAAUUAGAUUCGUCCUCAUGGAUCCGUAUACGAUACAUUCAAGUUGUACUACUAUUUUUCAUGCUAUUCAUUUGCUUCAGUAUAAGAAUUUGUCUCUCUGUGGCCAUCGUUGCGAUGACUACAAAUGGUACAUCGAGCAACCCUGACGUACCAUAUUAUAAUUGGCAUAAUUCGGAUAUAAUUUUGUCAUCGUUCUUUUGGAGCUAUGCCAUACUCCAGUUCUUUGCAGGGAACUUGGCACAUUAUUUUGGCACGAAGAAAUUGCUAUUUGUCACCGUACUUACGAAUUCUUUGAGUUGCGCUUUGAUUCCUGUAUCUGCUCAAUACCUUGGCGCAAAUGGUGUAAUGACCCUACGAAUAAUUCAAGGGUUAUUUCAAGGAUUUUUAUUGUCCUGCCUCAAUGGAGUAUUGGGAAGAUGGUUACCGCCACAAGAAUUAUCUUAUAUUAACUCAAUUGUAUUUUCAGGAGUAUAUCUAGGAAUAGUUACAUCUAUGAUUAUAACAGGAUAUAUCUCAGCUUCUUGGUACGGUUGGCCAGCAGCCUUUUAUCUAUUUGGUAUACUGGGUGUUAUCUGGUGUGUAUUUUGGUAUAUGUUUAGUGCGGAAACCCCUGCUUCUCAUCCAAGAAUAUCCAAUGAAGAAAGGAAAUAUAUUGAGCAUUCUUUGGGACAACAAGAUGAUCAUUUGAGCGAUAAAAUAUCAAUUCCAUGGAUGGCCAUUGUAAAAUCAACCCCUUAUUGGGCGAUAAUUAUAGCAGCUAUUGGAGAAUCAUGGACUAGUACUUUUUUGUAUGUUGAACUACCAAGUUAUUUGAGUUACGCAGUGGGCCUUAAUAUUCAAGAUAGUAGUUUAUUCUCCGCAGUACCUACAGUAGGGGCCCUGGUUGGUGCCCUUAUUUAUGGACCUAUUGGCGGAUUAGCGCUAAAAAAUGGAUGCAUGUCUAAAGUUAAUUCGAGAAGAAUAUUUCAAGGAUUUAGUAUAUUUUCCCAAACAAUUGGACUUCUUUUUCUCUCAUACAUCGAAAACAAUGCUGCCAUCGCAUCAGUACUUAUCGCUGCCACUACUGCCUCAUCCGCAGUGACGUGCGGACAUAUCUUAAAUCAUAUUGAUUUAUCUCCCAGGUUCGCUGGGAUCUUAUCGGGUAUUUCCAAUGGAAUUGGACAGCUUAUUGCCAUAUUGGCACCUAUUCUUGUGCAUUUUAUCGUUACUGACGGGACCGAUAAAAGACUUUGGAGAUACACGUUUAUCGUAGGUGCUGCAAUAGGUGCAAUAAGUGCAGUAAUAUUCAUAAUUUUGUGUUCUGCUGAACGCCAAUGGUGGGAUGAUGUCGAUAAAAAGGAAAAUGAAGUUGUGAAUGAAAAACCGUUGUCGGAACUCGGACAAAUAAAUGUAGCGUUUCGCGAAGAAGUUGCUCAAUAAUUAGUACUCAGUAUUGUUAGUGUAAAUUAUUAUUGUUAGUAUAAACUAUUUUAUAAGCAUUCUGAGAAAUACUCAUACUGAGAUCAUUUUUUUAUAUCCAUAUAAUACCAGAAAAUAUUACUACUUUAUAUAAUUCCUUUAAUUUCUUCUAAUAAAAGCUGUUUAUUUUUA
Messenger RNA from Anthonomus grandis grandis, 1906 nucleotides. RefSeq names its product vesicular glutamate transporter 2-like. Gene Ontology annotation, cellular component: plasma membrane. Lineage: Eukaryota; Metazoa; Arthropoda; Insecta; Coleoptera; Curculionidae. The coding region runs from base 269 to 1735 and encodes 488 amino acids. Gene Ontology annotation, molecular function: transmembrane transporter activity. The record is from RefSeq and is a predicted model, not a curated record. Gene Ontology annotation, biological process: monoatomic anion transport; transmembrane transport. The transcript has 9 exons.